CCCCCCCCCCCCCCCACUCACACUACCCCCCUCUCGCUAUUGGUAUUUACCGACAAAAACCAACAGCCGGGAUGGGUCACUCGCUGUGAGUUGACGGGGUCGGACCAGCGUUACGGGACGAGGUGGCCGCCUCGGGCAGGUCUAUUCGGCCGGGAAUGGUGUGAGCUGAGACGGCCAGGCAGUCUGGAUCUGACCGGGGACCCGUCGUUCCCCCGGAGCCUCCGCGGCUCCAAGCCGCGUCCCGAGCCUUCCAAGAUGGGGAAGUGCGACGGAAGAUGCACGCUGCUAGUGAUAUGUUCACUGCAGUUGGUGGCAGCCCUUCAGAGGCAGGUGUUUGAUUUUCUGGGCUACCAAUGGGCUCCCAUCCUGGCCAACUUCCUGCACAUUAUGGCCGUCAUCCUCGGCAUGUUUGGCACCGUGCAGUUUCGUUUCAGAUACCUUAUCUUUUAUGCAGUAUGGCUGGUCCUUUGGGUGGGUUGGAACUCGUUCAUCAUCUGUUUCUACCUGGAAGUUGGAAACCUGUCUCAGGACAGAGACUUUCUUAUGACGUUCAACACGUCCCUUCAUCGUUCGUGGUGGAUGGAGCAUGGUCCUGGUUGCCUGGUAACGGCAGUGCUCGACUCUCGCAUGGCCCCUGACGACCACCAUGUCAUCACCGUCUCUGGGUGUCUCCUUGACUACCAGUACAUAGAGGUGUUAAGUUCGGCCAUUCAGGUCCUGUUGGCUCUUUUUGGCUUUGUAUACGCCUGCUACGUGAGUAAAGUCUUCCAGGAUGACGAGGACAGCUUUGAUUUCAUCGGUGGCUUUGACUCGUAUGGUUACCAGCCUCCUCAGAAGUCCUCCCAUCUGCAACUCCAGCCUCUUUACACGGCUGGUUAGCUGUCGGCCAGUGCCAUCUUCAGGAAUAACCCUGACGGUGCCGCGGCGGAGGGAGAGCGGCGGCUGCCUCGAUCACACUCACCCUGCGUGUCACAGUUUACCGGAGACAUGGACUUACCCCCACCCAGAGGAGGGGGAGGGGGACCCGUGUGCGUGUGUGCAUGUGUGCUUGUGUCUGAGAAAGAGAAAAUGAAGCCCUGAUUAGAAUGUAUGCUCAGGGAUGAACCAGCAUGCCGGGUGGUGUGGUACGAUGAAGGAGGAGGAGGGGAGAUGCAGAGAACCUGAGCUGGGGACACCUCUGUCGAUUCACAGAAGACACAUCUUCACUAAACUGCCAGCUCUCAACACUUACUCAAGUGUGUGUGUGCGUCUGUGUGUCUGCAAUACCACGAUUAGGUGGUGGCCCCCUGGACUCUUACCACUCACCGUCCCUGUGGAUAUUUCUUUUUGGGUGCUUGUGCGCUCGUGUGUGUGUGUGUGUUUGUUUCGGUGUGUGGGGGGGUGACAUAAUAAAUGGAGGCACGGUUCGUACCUGUUGUCGUUUUAGAAUGUGGUGAUGUCAAACUAGAGCAGUCUUACGAUUCCCAUUCCCAGAGCCAUCUGUCCUUCUUCCCAUGAGGUUAAAACCACUGUUUAAAAUCAAGCUUUUUACAUUAUUUUAUCAUUCACCAAAACCAACAAUGCGUUUAUGCGUCGCUGAAAACUUCACCAUAUUUACCAGCUCGUUUGUCUCAAGCCCAAACCAAUUCAUGAACCGAAAAUCUUUUUAAAAAGCUGUCGCAGAAAUGUAUGUUUAUUUCAGAGAAAUGUGGAAAGAAUUGGGCACUGUGAAUUUGAGCAAAAGUCACUAAAACAGUAGUAAAUGUUGCUUUUGUUAUUAUUUUCCAUAAGCUGCACUAGUGCUUAGAGAGGAACGUGUAUGUGGGAUCAUCUCAAAAUAAACUACAGGGCCAUGCUUCAUUGGCGUGAGGGAACACAUCAGCCAACAACAGAGUGGCUCAUAGAUGAGGUUUCUUUAUUUUUUACUUUGGACAGUAAUUCAUUUUACUGAGGAAUGUGACUGGCUAUGGCUUCACAAACACUAAUUGUUAGUAGGAUUACCACAAUAAUUUCACGUGAUUUGGUGAAAAUAAUAAAAAUGUAGAAUACCACCAGACACCCUUAAAGUGUCUGGUGAAAUGUUAAAAAAUUAAGUUCAAUGUGUUUUGCAGGAUAUUUUGUUUUCAGGAAAUAAAGUUCAUCCUACCGGUCCUGUAUUGCUGUUCACUAUGGAUGAAGAUGGCUUUGGGAUCAGGUGUUAGUGUGUCUGUGGGGGUUGAGGGGGAUACUGUGCAUGUAAAUAACCAGCCAAUGAUUGUUUUGUUGGUUCCACUUAGAAAAGAAGGGGAUGCAUUAGGAGGGUGGGGGGUUUAGACAUAAAAGGUUUUCUUCUUACCUGUUUCUCUUUCUAUCUUCUGACCCAUCUACAGCUAACUCUCCAUCAUCUUUCACAAAAACUACAUUCACCUUAUAGCAGCUCACGUCGAUCAAGGGGACCUGAGAGGAACUCCAUGUCAUGAACAGUAGUUUUUGUCAAUGUAAUUGGGGAGGGAGAAGGGAGUUAGGUAUGAGGUGAAUACCUUUCUGGAUGUAAGAAAAAGUUUGAAAUAAAAAAAAUACACUUUCUACGUUAA
Gasterosteus aculeatus aculeatus (three-spined stickleback) is the source of this 2552-nucleotide messenger RNA. Lineage: Eukaryota; Metazoa; Chordata; Actinopteri; Perciformes; Gasterosteidae. The record is from RefSeq and is a predicted model, not a curated record.